This is a messenger RNA of Chiloscyllium plagiosum (whitespotted bambooshark), 670 nucleotides long. Its product is annotated as parvalbumin alpha-like. Gene Ontology annotation, cellular component: cytoplasm. Gene Ontology annotation, molecular function: calcium ion binding. NCBI's taxonomy places the organism in Eukaryota, Metazoa, Chordata, Chondrichthyes, Orectolobiformes, Hemiscylliidae. The record is from RefSeq and is a predicted model, not a curated record.
CCGAGUACAUAAGGGUUGGGGCUGCUUUCCCCAGUUACCCAUUGCUUGUUCCUCAGCCACCUCCUAAUUCCUGCAGUCCUUCCGCCAACGCGUGUCCAACACUUUAAGCUGCAAACAUGCCCAUGACACAGUAUCUCGCAGAAGCAGACAUCAAAUCAGCCCUUGAUGCUUUCCAGACUCCUGGAAGCUUUGAUCACAAGAAGUUCUUCGCUAUGGUGGGUCUGAAGAAAAAGAGUACUGAGGAUGUGAAAAAAGUCUUUGAAAUCCUUGACCAAGAUAGCAGCGGCUUCAUUGAAGAAGACGAACUCAAACUUGUGCUAAAGAGCUUUCAUGCGAAUGGAAGAGAACUCUCCGACAGUGAAACCAAAGCUUUGCUUGCAGCCGGAGAUGAGGAUCAUGAUGGCAAAAUAGGAGCAGAAGAAUUUGCGAAGCUGGUGGCUCAAGCAUAAAAGAACUGAACCAAAUCAUUGCUCCUUUACCAACUCCUCCCCUCCCCUCACCAUUUGAAUUCACAACGAUCCCAAUACCCCACCCUGGCCCCAGAGAAAACCUUCAUUAAUUAAUGUCCACCCAGAAUUCCUUCUAUUUAUUUGUACAUUUUAUACUCGUGUUUGUGCCGGAAGAUGCUGUCAAACAAAUAAAUGUCAAAAGAAUAAUUUGGUCCGACAAA